AAAGUAAAAGUGUGCAAGGUGUGUUCAGUUUUUCUUCGGUGAAUCGUUUUGCAUGUGGCCUAAAAAGAAAAAAAUAUGUAAUUUGUUUGUGUAGUCCCCCGUGACCCUGUAAUUAGGACAGAGCGGGUUGGAUGGAUGGACUGUUUGUGUAGUGUUUCUCGAUAUACAAUGUAUUUUUUUUAAUGUCUUGAUAUUUCAGUCGAAAUGACAAUGAUUAUUGUUCACUCUCUUAUAAUGCUGCAGGCACUUUCUGUUACAAAAGGUUUCUCUGUGUCUGGAUCUGAUGAACCUUUAGUGGCUGCUUUGGGUGAGGAUAUUAUUUUGCCUUGCAAUGUGGACACCCCAGUUCCUUUGGAAGAACUGGAGUUGGAGUGGAUUAAGAAAGACAAAUCUUCUCUGGUGCAUUUGUCUAUUGCUGGAGUAGACCAACCUGAAUCUCAGCACAAGAGUUACAGGAACCGAACUCAGAUUUUUAAUGACAAACUGUUAACUGGGGAUUACUCACUGAAGCUAAAGAAGACAGAAGUGCAAGAUGAAGGCAAAUAUAGAUGUGUGGUUCAUUCCAGAAAUCAGUCUGAAGAAGUUAUAGUGGAGCUGAAGUCAGUAGAGCGACUUUUUGUAACAGGUACAAAUGGUCCUCUUUUUGUUUAUGCUGGUGGUGAGAUAGUUUUGAACUGCUUUGUGGAUACACACACCCCUAUUGAGAAGCUUGAAGUUCAGUGGGUAAAAGCUGAAGAUGAAACACUGGUGCAUCUCUUUGUCGAAGGGGAGGAUCAACCGGAAUCUCAAAAUCCGCUCUAUAAGGGCCGAACUGAGCUGUUCAAUGAAUCACUUGCAGAUGGAAAUUUCUCUUUAAAACUGAAGAGUGUGGGCAUGAAAGACAAAGGAAUUUAUAAAUGUAAUGUGCACACUAAUACAGAAUCAGCAGAGACAACUAUUGAGCUUGAUGUAGGCCCUUCUGUGCUGCAUAUCUUUUAUUAUGUUUUCUCUAUUGGCUCUCUUCUGAUUGGACUGGGAACUGUGAUCCAAGCAGGUUGUUAUUUAUUUAGUAAAACACAAAGUAAGAUGGGCUACUACUGUUUCUAUGUAAACAUUUCCAUUCCCCAUAUACUCAUGGCUUUUGCUUUUGUCCUAUUGGGCAUUCUAGAAGAAGGUAAUUGGGCUGAGACUGUGCUAUGUAUAACUACAAAUCUGCUGAGAGUUGUGCUCCUUUUCUUAAUUGUAUCGGAUAAACUGAGAGCACUGGGACUGUGUCAAGGAAUAUGUUUCCGAGAACUUACAAGAAAUGUAUUUGUCAUUAAUAUAAUCAUUAUUGAAACAGUAAUGGUGGCAAGUGUGAUAAGUGAAAUACAAAGAAAGAAAAUACUGAACCUGAAAGAUGAGCUGUUUGUCAUAAUUUGUGUGACAUUUGCUCUUUUCAUUUUGUGCAGUAUUGUUAUCUACACGUUUAGGAUUGUGAAAGUGUUCUUUCAUCGUUCAUUUCUUGUUAUGCGUUGUGUGGAAAAAUUCAAUUUUAAGAACGUUGUGCUUCUUCAUUAUGUACUUCUUUUAAUGUACACAAAUUUUAUAUCAAAUCGCAGCGGCAUUUUAUUCAUUGGUGAGUUUUUUGAUGUUGUUUUAGUCUGUUUUUUUAUUGUUAAAAACAAUUCUAAAGUAAAAAUAGUGAUGGGAAUGCUUUUGACUAUAAAUCAAGUGGUUAUUUGACAAAAAAGAAAAAUAUUUU
Molecule: messenger RNA, 1723 nt
Organism: Erpetoichthys calabaricus (reedfish)
Lineage: Eukaryota; Metazoa; Chordata; Cladistia; Polypteriformes; Polypteridae
Exons: 10
Coding region: 205-1704 (499 amino acids)
Source: RefSeq, a predicted model, not a curated record